UCUAUAAGUACCUCACCACUCUCAUCAACUCCCAUCACCUUUAUUCACAGUCACUCAAAUUUCAAGAAAACCUCUCUCUUCCCCAAUUCUCUCGAAGUAGGGUUUCUCUGCUCAUACCCAUUCCCCCAAAUCCAAUUAGGGUUUCUAUGGAUUCCAAAUUCAACGCCCAAUCCGCUUCCUACCACGCCAACCAGGCCGGCAAACUUACGAUCUCGGAGGCGGCGCCGAUCUUCGAGCAACUCCUCACCGCUUUCCCGACCGCCGCCAAGUACUGGACUCAGUACGCCAAGGCCCAGAUGGCGGCGAACAACUACGAGGCCACCGGGAACUUGUUCCCCAGGUGUUUGAUGAAAUGCCUCGACAUCCCACUGUGGCAGACCUACCUCGAUUUCAUCAAGAAAGCCAACAACGGCCGGGAGGGUCAAGAUUUGAUCAGGAAGGCGUUUGAAUUCGCGGUGGAUAAUGUCGGCGAUGAUAUCAGGUCUGGGCCUGUGUGGGUGGACUACAUUAGCUUCUUGAAGGCUGGGAAUCAGAUGGUUGCGAUGCGAAAAGCGUACCAGAAGGCCAUAAUGAGUCGUAAUCACAGCACGGACCAGCUUUGGAGUGAGUACCAGAGUUUCGAAAGGACCUACAACAAGGACCUUGCGAAAAGCCUGUUGAAUGAGUUUUCGCAGAAGUUUAAUGCCGCCAAGAAUGUAUAUUGGGAGAGGAGUCAUAUUGUGAAGGGCAUUGACUUCGGCAUGCAGGCUGUGCCGCCGAGUGGUGAUUUGAGGGAGGAAGGGCAGUGGAUGGCGUGGAAGAAGCUGUUGGCUUUCGAGAUGGAGAAUCGGCAGAGGGUGGACAUUGCGUGGUGCAACAAGCGAAUUCGGUUGGCGUAUGAGCAGUGUCUGAUGUGUCUGUCCUAUUACCCUGAUAUAUGGUAUGAUUACGCAAUGUGGCUUGUGAAAUGUGGCUCCCUGGGUGCUGCGGCGAGUGUGUUUGAGAGGGCUUUGCAGGCUCUUCCUGAGUCGGAGAUGCUGAGGUUUGCGUAUGCGGAGCUGGAAGAAUCCCGAGGAGGAAUACAGGCUGCAAAGAAGAUAUAUGAGGCCAUUUUGGGAAAUGGUGGUGCUACCACUUUAUCUGGACUUGCUCAGAUACAGUUUCUUCGAUUCUUAAGGAGGACUGAAGGUACUAAAGCUGCUCACAGCUACUUUUUAGAAGCGAGAAAAUCCCAGAAUUGUACUUCUAAUGUAUAUGUUGCUUAUGCCAACAUGGCCUUGUGUCUUGAUAAAAAAAUGAAACUUGCACACAAUGUGUUUGAAGCUGGGAUGAAACUGUUUAUGCAUGACCCUGAGUACAUUCUUGAGUAUGUAGAUUAUUUGAUUCGUUUGAAUGAUGAUAUAAAUGCUAGAGCCUUGUUUGAGAGGGUAUUAUGCUCGAUGCCCGCUGAUAAAUCGGUUGACAUAUGGAACCGAUUUGUCAAGUUUGAGCAAAUUUAUGGAAACUUGGCCAGUAUGAUGAAGGUCGAGCAAAGAAGAAGGGAAGCACUUUCUAGUAUAGGUGGUGAAGAGCAAUCUUCGUCUUUUAAAAGUUCAUUGCAGGAUGUUGUAUCACGAUAUAGUUACAGGAAUCUUUCUCCCUGCUCUGUGAAGGAUUUGGAUCAUUUAACCCGCGAAGAGUCCCUAUUAAGAAAUAUGAAUAGGAAGAUCCUUAGUUCCUCCUCCUCUGUUCCUGCUGAAGCCAAACCAGCUGUGGUACCAGAUUCAUCAGCAGCAGUAGCUUAUCCAGCUACUUAUCAGACCACACCUAAGACAGCAGUUGUUCCAAACCCAGGGCUACAAAGCCAAACACCCAUGUCUGGAAGUGUUAAAACCUCAAGAUCGCUAGUAGGUGGAAAUCCAAAGUUCGACGAGGUACUGAAGACCACACCUGCUUUGGUAGCAUUCCUGACAAAUAUGCCCGGGCAAGUUGGGGGUCCAACCCCAGAUGUGGAUGUUGUGUUAUCAUUUGUUUUGCAAAGUGACAUACCAAUCAACACGAGCAGAAAAAGGAAAGCUGAUCAAAAUGAUGAGGAUGUCAAGCCCCAGCCUCAGCCAGAAUUCCCAGUAGAUAUUUUCAAGGCGCGACAGAUGCAGAAGAGGCAUCAUGGUACUGGUUCUCAAAUAGGAUCUGCCUCCUACGGGAGUUCUAGUUCUAGUUCUGGUGGUUACACUGUAGUAACUCGUAACACCAUCUGAAUUUAAGUUCGGAGUCUCAAAAACAAAAAUGUA
This is a messenger RNA of Argentina anserina (silverweed cinquefoil), 2249 nucleotides long. RefSeq names its product cleavage stimulation factor subunit 77-like. Lineage: Eukaryota; Viridiplantae; Streptophyta; Magnoliopsida; Rosales; Rosaceae. The record is from RefSeq and is a predicted model, not a curated record. The transcript has a single exon. The coding region runs from base 147 to 2216 and encodes 689 amino acids. Gene Ontology annotation, molecular function: protein binding; mRNA binding. Gene Ontology annotation, biological process: mRNA 3'-end processing. Gene Ontology annotation, cellular component: nucleus.